UGGCCGAGCUGUGCGACGACUACUCGCUCGUGGACAACGAGUACUUCUUCGACCGGCACCCGCGCUCCUUUGGCGCCGUGCUCAACUUUUUCCGCACGGGCAAGCUGCACCUAGUCGAGGAGAUGUGCGUGAUGGCUUUCAGCGACGACCUGGAGUACUGGGGCAUCGACGAACUGUACCUGGAAUCGUGCUGCCAGCACCGCUACCACCAGCGGAAGGAGCACGUGCACGAGGAAAUGCGCAAGGAGGCCGAGUCCCUGCGCCAGAGGGACGAGGAGUACUUCGGCGAGGGACGGCGCGCCCAGUUCCAGAAGUUCCUGUGGGACCUACUUGAGAAGCCCACGUCGUCGUUGGCCGCGCGGGUCGUGGCCGUGCUGUCCAUCCUGUUCAUCAUCCUGUCGACGAUCGCGCUCACGCUCAACACGCUGCCCGAGCUGCAAGAGCGAGACCACAAGGGCGAGGUGGUGGACAACCCCAAGCUGGCGCUCGUGGAGGUGGUGUGCAUCACGUGGUUCACGCUAGAGUAUCUGCUGCGUUUCCUGUCAUCGCCCAACAAGUGGAAGUUCUUCAAGGGUGUCCUAAAUGUGAUCGACCUGCUGGCCAUCCUGCCGUACUUCAUCUCGCUCUUCCUGACGGAGACGAGCACCAAGAAGCAGGACCAGUUCCAAGACGUGCGGCGUGUGGUGCAGAUCUUUCGCAUCAUGCGCAUUCUGCGCAUCCUCAAGCUAGCGCGGCACUCUACAGGCCUGCAGAGUCUGGGCUUUACGCUCCGCAACAGCUACAAGGAGCUUGGCUUGCUCAUGCUGUUUCUGGCCAUCGGUAUUAUGAUCUUCUCCAGCCUGGCCUACUUCGCAGAGAAAGAGGUAGCCGACACCAAGUUCACCAGCAUCCCGGAGACUUUCUGGUGGGCAAGUAUCACCAUGACGACGGUCGGCUACGGGGAUAUCUGUCCGACCACGCCUCUGGGCAAGAUUGUCGGUAGCGUGUGCUGCAUCUGCGGUGUGCUCGUCAUCGCGCUGCCCAUCCCCAUCAUCGUCAACAACUUCGCCGAGUUCUACAAGAACCAGAUGCGCCGAGAGAAGGCGCUCAAGCGCAAGGAGGCCCUGGAGCGCGCCCGCCGGGAGGGCAGCAUCGUCUCCUUCCACCACGUGAACCUGAGGGACGCCUUCGCCAAGAGCAUGGACCUCGUCGAUGUGCUCGUGGACACGGGCCACGGCGUCGGACAGGGUGACGCGGCGAGUCUGGGCGAGGACUCCGGGCGGCUGAACACGGGUUGCUACCGGAACUUCGACCACGCGCUGGCCGGCGGCUGUGGCAUGCGCACCCGGGGGGACUCGAACCCGGUGCUCGUGCCCCUGGCCGGACUGUCCGAAGGCCCUGCCGACGCCCCCCAACAGCAGCAGCAGCAGCACCCGCCGCCGCUCAACUCCCUCAGCGGGGUCGGCCACGCGGCAUCGAGCGUCGCGGGCCCCGGAUACGCAUCGCCCGUGGGACGAGCGCGUAGCGCCCCGCACUAGAGCCUCCAAGAGCGAUCCCCGCGUGGAUCAGGCCUUCGUCCCGCCCGUGCCGUGGCGGCGGCUCCCAGCGCAAGACGGCCAAGGAGGUGAAGGAGUUCCUGGACCAGGAGGACUCCCUGGGCGCCGUCGACUUCCGGGCCAAC
This is a messenger RNA of Ixodes scapularis (black-legged tick), 1660 nucleotides long. Its product is annotated as potassium voltage-gated channel protein Shab-like. NCBI's taxonomy places the organism in Eukaryota, Metazoa, Arthropoda, Arachnida, Ixodida, Ixodidae. Gene Ontology annotation, biological process: potassium ion transmembrane transport. The record is from RefSeq and is a predicted model, not a curated record. Gene Ontology annotation, molecular function: delayed rectifier potassium channel activity. Gene Ontology annotation, cellular component: membrane; voltage-gated potassium channel complex. The transcript has 5 exons. The coding region runs from base 123 to 1517 and encodes 464 amino acids.